Molecule: messenger RNA, 584 nt
Organism: Oryza brachyantha (malo sina)
Lineage: Eukaryota; Viridiplantae; Streptophyta; Magnoliopsida; Poales; Poaceae
Exons: 1
Coding region: 13-237 (74 amino acids)
Source: RefSeq, a predicted model, not a curated record
GCGGCAGAGGAGAUGGCGUACAUGCCGGUGUGCGUGCAGUGCGGGACGCAUAGCAACCCGUGCAGGUGCAAGGUGCUCGGCCCGACGCUGGGCUUCGUGGCCUUCGUGGUGGCCGGGGCCGUGGAGUGGCCGCUCGGCGCGCUGGUGUACCUGUUCCGCCACCGCAAGGGUCGCCGCAUCAUGUCGCACCCGGCCAACGUCGUCUACCCACGGAUCACCAGCGCGAUCCCCAUCUAAUCGACCGGCGUCCGCUCAACAAAACAGAGAUAAUCUACCCGACCGGCGCGUUAACCGGCCGAGAUGUACGAUAAUUAAGUGCGUGCUUUUAUCGUUUUCGACAUGUUCAAUAAACCCGUGGUUUCAUGCAUGCUGUAACUUGUAAGGAUCGCCGUGGAUGUAUGUACGUAUUAUUAACGUAUUUGUCAUCAAUGUAAAUGUGUUUGGAGGCAGCUCAGGCAGGGAGGUCGUGGCGAGUGUGACUGUGUUGAGAAUUGUAUUCGGCCUGUGGAUUUGUUUCUGAUACGGUAGAUAACUGGAAGACCAAAUAACAGUAAGGCCACCAUACGGCCCAAACCAUUGGCCGG